UGCUGCUGCUGCUGUUGCCGCCGUCGCCGCCUCUGCUGCUGCCACUGUGGCUGCUGCUUCUCUCUCCUGCUUCUACCAACCCACUCUGAAUCAGCUCCCUUUUCACGACUGCUAUUGCUGCAGUCUCUGUCUCUCUUUCUCUCUCUCCUUAGCGCUCCAAGUUUCCUAUCUCCAGCCUCCUUCUUUCAGGAUCAGGGCAAAGGGAGGAAACAUCAGGUCCUGUUUGCUGCUUCAGUUAUGAAGAAAAAACUGUCAGACUUCACUAUGCAGUUGGUCUUUCUUGUUUUCUUAGUGUGGGCACCAGCAAGGUUGGUGCUGGCUGACCCUCAAGAAGAUGAAGCUAAGAAUAACAUUACCAUCUUUACAAGAAUUCUAGACAGACUUCUUGAUGGUUAUGAUAAUCGUCUUAGACCAGGAUUGGGAGACAGCAUUACUGAAGUCUUCACUAAUAUCUACGUGACCAGUUUUGGACCUGUCUCAGACACAGAUAUGGAAUACACAAUAGAUGUUUUCUUCCGUCAAAAAUGGAAAGACGAAAGGUUGAAAUUUAAAGGUCCCAUGAACAUCCUCCGACUGAAUAACCUAAUGGCCAGCAAAAUCUGGACUCCUGACACUUUCUUUCACAAUGGAAAGAAGUCUGUGGCUCAUAACAUGACAAUGCCAAACAAGCUUCUACGCAUUCAGGAUGAUGGCACUUUGCUAUACACAAUGAGGCUUACUGUGCAAGCUGAAUGUCCAAUGCACUUGGAAGACUUUCCAAUGGAUGCUCAUUCAUGUCCUUUGAAAUUUGGCAGCUAUGCAUACACAACCUCAGAAGUCACCUAUAUUUGGACUUAUAACGCAUCUGAUUCAGUUCAGGUUGCUCCAGAUGGGUCCAGAUUAAAUCAGUAUGAUCUCCUAGGCCAAACAAUUGGAAAGGAGACAAUUAAAUCUAGUACAGGUGAAUAUACAGUUAUGACAGCACAUUUCCACUUGAAAAGAAAAAUUGGCUAUUUUGUCAUUCAGACCUACCUACCUUGUAUCAUGACAGUCAUUCUCUCCCAAGUAUCAUUCUGGCUAAAUAGAGAAUCGGUACCUGCAAGGACUGUCUUUGGAGUGACAACUGUUCUGACAAUGACAACCUUGAGCAUAAGUGCUCGAAACUCCCUCCCCAAAGUAGCUUAUGCAACCGCUAUGGACUGGUUCAUCGCUGUGUGCUAUGCAUUUGUCUUUUCUGCCUUGAUUGAAUUUGCCACAGUCAAUUACUUCACAAAAAGAGGUUGGGCAUGGGAUGGAAAGAGUGUAGUCAAUGACAAGAAAAAAGAGAAGGCAUCUGUCAUGAAGAAGAAUAAUGCUUAUGCCGUGGCUGUGGCCAAUUAUGCUCCAAAUAUUACCAAGGACCCAGUUCUUUCCACCAUCUCCAAGAGUGCCACCACAGCAGAAACCAACAAGAAACCAGAGGGAAAGCCGGCAGAAGCGAAGAAAACAUUCAACAGUGUUAGCAAGAUUGACAGAAUGUCUAGAAUAGUUUUCCCAGUGUUAUUUGGUACUUUUAAUCUAGUGUACUGGGCAACAUAUCUAAACAGGGAGCCUGUGCUUUUAGGGUUUGCUCCAUCAACCUAGAACUCCCACCUAGUAUGGAUACCGCAAAAUGAAGAUCUGCUAGGUUGUUUUGUUAUGUACAGUCCGACUAAUAACUGCUAAUUUGUGAACCAAUAUGUACAGAAUGUAUAUAGAAAUCUAUCUUAUCAGUAAGUCUCCAAAGGAGGCCCACAUUUGCUAAUUCAUGGGAUCUGUAAGCAGAUAGUACCCAUGCCAACUGAGCCAUUGCUUUUACAAAGGUGUACCGAGAAAAGUUAGUUUGAAGUCAAUUUCAGGUAUGCUGAGUAUGACCUCUAUUUACCAUAGAAAUGAAAAUGGGAGUCCUACACAACACUUCUGGAACACUUUUGUUUUAGUUAGAUGUUAGGAUUUUUCUCUAUUCAUGUCUAAUUUUACAAUAACGGAUGAAGUUAUCAUUAAAAGGAUGAGUUGUUUUUGUUUUUGUUUUUUAACAGCAGGGUUUGUUCUCUGCAAACUUAAUACUUUCUCUGAGUGCUCAGAAUCCUUUCUGAUGUAUUAGGGAGUUUGGUGCACAUAAGAAGAAUGCUAGGAAGCAAGAUUCAGCCUCUAAUUAUUCUGUACAGUUUAUUUAUUCAUGUACAUAUUACAGUAUGGUGACCUCAAACUUUAGAUGAUUCACAACCUGACAGGAUGUUAAUUAUGCUUAGAAUUGAAUAACUGUUGGAAUGCCAUAGUCAUUAUUUUCUUACCUUCAGACCUUAUUGGAAAGUUAUCAAUGAAGCAGUCAUUGAAACCCUGCAAAUUAUUUUUGUCAGCCACAGACAAUUUAAAUUCUUAGUGUCUCCAUUUCACAAAAGAAAGUGUCUUACUCUUUCAAGUGUCUAUUGUUUUGAGAUCGAUCAGCCAAAUUGCCUUGGUUUGGAGACAGGAAAAAUUCAUUUCAAACUUUGAAGGGUGUUGAGCAAUGCUGACAUUCCCACUCCUCAGAAACUGAUCAGAGCUUUUGUGUCCUGGAGAAGAGAUAUAAAAACUGUAAGAUACUCACUGUUCCUGUUUACUAAUACAGAAAAUUCUGCCUUAAGGCUUCUCUCUUCAUCAUUUUGGGAAAGCCACUGAUUCUGAAGGAAGAGGCAGUUAAAGUGGCACUUUUUCUCUAUCCUAAAAGCAGCUCUCUCAGAUAAGAUUUAAUGUAAAUCUGCUUUUGUAAAUUGCGACUUUACAUUUUGCUGACAUAACUUUACAAUGGCUUUGUAUACCAGAAAAGGUUUUGGUAAGAGUUGAACAUUUUUUUACUUAAACUUUAAAGCAUUACUGGCACUUAUUGACUAUUUCACACACACACACACACACACACACACACACACCUCACACACAAAUAGCAAGAUUAGAAGCUGUUUUCAAUUUUAUAUCGAUGUUGAAUAAGAGUGAUAAAUUUUUGUUUUUGUUUUUCAUUUGACUGUUUUGAAAAUAUCCUUUAUGCCCUGAGACAGCUUUUAAAAAAAUGUAAUGAUUGUGUCUGAUCCCUAGCUUCCAGGCUUCUGGACACUCUAAAAGCCCUUUUGAUUCACACAUAUAUUAGCAGUUAUUAGUUGACCUUUACCAAGAGAUCACCUUUAUGAUGAUGUCUUUGUAGAAACAUGUAGUCGUACAGUGUCAUUUCUUGCAGUUUUGUACAGUAUUUGAGUCUAGUGCAUAAAAUAGGUAUGUUUAAAAAUCAAUAAAAGGAAUAUCUUCUGAU
Vombatus ursinus (common wombat) is the source of this 3280-nucleotide messenger RNA. RefSeq names its product gamma-aminobutyric acid type A receptor alpha2 subunit (gene GABRA2). Lineage: Eukaryota; Metazoa; Chordata; Mammalia; Diprotodontia; Vombatidae. Gene Ontology annotation, biological process: signal transduction; gamma-aminobutyric acid signaling pathway; synaptic transmission, GABAergic. Gene Ontology annotation, molecular function: benzodiazepine receptor activity; transmitter-gated monoatomic ion channel activity involved in regulation of postsynaptic membrane potential; inhibitory extracellular ligand-gated monoatomic ion channel activity. The coding region runs from base 238 to 1602 and encodes 454 amino acids. Gene Ontology annotation, cellular component: dendrite membrane; neuron projection; synapse. The record is from RefSeq and is a predicted model, not a curated record. The transcript has 10 exons.